UGGCAGGACGACAGUACAGUGUAAAAGGAAGAGUAUCAAAUAAUUUUAAAAAAUGACUACAGCAGGCAUGAGCAUGUGCAGGGCCGUCUUCUACGAGGACAGGAACUUCCAGGGUCGCUCUUAUGAAUGUAUGGGUGACUGUGCUGACAUGUCUCCUUACUUGAGUCGCUGCCACUCUUGCAAAGUGGAAAGUGGCUGCUUCAUGAUGUACGACCGUCCCAACUACAUGGGAAAUCAGUAUUUCUUUAGGAGGGGAGACUAUGCUGAUUACAUGUCUAUGUUUGGCAUGAGCGACUGCAUCAGAUCUUGCCGUAUGAUCCCUAUGCACAGGGGAUCCUUCAGAAUGAGGAUCUAUGAAAGAGAGAACUUCAUGGGUCAGAUGUACGAGAUGAUGGAUGACUGUGACAACAUCAUGGACUGUUACCACAUGUCUCACUGCCAGUCCUGCCAUGUGAUGGACGACCACUGGCUCAUGUAUGAGCAGCCCCACUACAGAGGCAGGAUGUGGUACUACAGGCCUGGAGAGUACAGGAGCUUCAAAGAUAUGGGGGGCAUGAGAUUCAUGAGCACGAGGCGCAUCAAUGAUUCCUUCUAUUAAAAAGUAAAUUGUAUUAAUGUGAGAAAAUGUGUUACUUGACAAUAAAAUACUUCUGAACAAAUCACU
Sinocyclocheilus anshuiensis is the source of this 664-nucleotide messenger RNA. Its product is annotated as gamma-crystallin M2-like. Gene Ontology annotation, biological process: lens development in camera-type eye; visual perception. Gene Ontology annotation, molecular function: structural constituent of eye lens. The transcript is spliced from 3 exons. The coding region runs from base 53 to 598 and encodes 181 amino acids. The record is from RefSeq and is a predicted model, not a curated record. Lineage: Eukaryota; Metazoa; Chordata; Actinopteri; Cypriniformes; Cyprinidae.